ACCCGCCCAGUCCCACCGACACGACGACGACGAGACGAGAUGAGACGGGGACGGCCUGCCAAUCUGACGCUGAAACCGGACACAGCAAGGGCGUUCUACCCGGCAAUCGCAGUGGAGGACACCGACGACGACGACGCCGACGCCGACUGUGAUGUCCUGCAGCUGUCGCCGUCUUCGGGCUCGUCCGACUCGUCCCAGUCACCCGAGACAGACGACCUCUCAAAGGACCUCGCAGAUCUGGCCAAACUACGCAAGACUGUCCAGCAGAAUCUCCGUCUGCGGCCAAUCCGAUCGUUCAGCUCGCUGCCGAGCCAGACUCGACCGUAUUCGUCUGGCAAAACAACAAAAACACCAGCUGCUCGUACUCUGCGGUCGCCCAGCUCGUCCAGCGCAACGUCGAGCGUGUACUACACCCCAGUCGAGCCAGUCCAGCAGCAGCGCUGUGCUUCCCCCUCCUCUGCCUCGGACUCCGCCUCUUCAAGCAGCCAAGAACUGUCCCCACUCGCCUCCCCCUUCCGUGCUGGCUGCUGCUGCAUGGGACCCAGCCAUCCUCGCCGACCGUCUUAGCUUAUCCGCUUCAAAGCAUCCCAUUCUCGUCGAUACGCGUCCCUACGCCGUAUACCAAGCCCGUCGUAUCGCUGGCAGCGUCAACGUCGCCAUCCCCUCUCUCAUACUCAAACGUUACAGAAAACCAGGCAGCAGUGGUGGCUUCCACUCCCUCAACUCACUCCGUCAAUUCAUGACCUCGGAAGACGACAAACAACUUGUGGGACACACUCUCUGCAGCAGACCACUGGGACGGCGACAUCGUCAUCAUACAUGGCGACGAAACUGACGAAUCGGAAAAGGAUAAUUUACAGGUCACCGCAUGGGCACUCCUACCCCUCCUCUCGUCUCUUCUCGGCCCAGGCUGCGUUCACUAUCUCAGAGGCGGGAUGGCAGCAGCCCUGAAACACCCCAAACUUUUUACCCAUAUCGACCUCCAACCACCUCCCCCUGACAACCACGUUUCUGACGGACCAGUCAUCGAAAAGUGCAAAAGGAAAAGGCG
This is a messenger RNA of Pisolithus orientalis, 1051 nucleotides long. RefSeq lists its product as uncharacterized. The record is from RefSeq and is a predicted model, not a curated record. Lineage: Eukaryota; Fungi; Basidiomycota; Agaricomycetes; Boletales; Pisolithaceae. The transcript has a single exon. Bases 152 to 835 code for a protein of 227 amino acids.